Messenger RNA from Trichoplusia ni (cabbage looper), 810 nucleotides. RefSeq names its product short stature homeobox protein 2-like. The record is from RefSeq and is a predicted model, not a curated record. Gene Ontology annotation, molecular function: DNA-binding transcription factor activity, RNA polymerase II-specific; sequence-specific double-stranded DNA binding. Lineage: Eukaryota; Metazoa; Arthropoda; Insecta; Lepidoptera; Noctuidae. The coding region runs from base 1 to 810 and encodes 269 amino acids. The transcript has 4 exons. Gene Ontology annotation, biological process: regulation of transcription by RNA polymerase II. Gene Ontology annotation, cellular component: nucleus.
AUGACAAUAAAAAAACAAAAGUUCUUUUUAUAUGAUAACAAUAUUGUAAAGAUAUAUCCUAUUUAUUUACCAGAUGUGACAGACAAGUCCCCUAACGGCGGCAGCAACAAUGGCGGCGGCAAGCAGAGGCGGUCGCGGACCAAUUUCACCCUGGAACAGCUGGGCGAGCUGGAGCGACUGUUCGACGAGACCCACUACCCUGACGCCUUCAUGAGGGAGGAACUCAGCCAGCGACUAGGGCUGAGCGAGGCCAGAGUACAGGUGUGGUUUCAAAACCGAAGAGCAAAAUGUCGAAAACACGAAAGUCAAAUGCAUAAAGGUUUGCUGGUGAGCGGCGGCGGCACCCCGCUGGAGCCGUGUCGCGUGGCUCCAUACGUGUCGGUGCCGCGACUGUCGGCCGUCCCGCGCGCGCCCGCGCCGCCCCUGCCGCCGCUGGCACCGCAUCCACCACCCUCCACGGCCUUCGCGCCCUUCGACUCCGCGCUACUGUCUGCUGCAGCUCAUCAGGUAAUACCUACAGCUGUAUUCAGUAAAGCCGUCGUGUCGUUGGAAGGUUUUAUGACGUGUCAUAUUUCAAUUACUGGAUUUAAGGAAAACUACGCCAGUGCAGCUGCGGCGGCUGCGGCUGCAGCCCUAUGUCCGCCGUACGCCGGGCUGGCAGCGCUAGCGGCGCGGUGCCGGUCGUCCUCCAUCGCCGACCUGCGGCUGAAGGCGCGGCGGCACGCGGCUGCGCUGGCCGCGGCCCGGGCCUCCCCGCCGCCAGCCGCACCGACCGCGCCCACGCCUGUCACAGCACCAGCCGACACAUAG